Molecule: messenger RNA, 792 nt
Organism: Cutaneotrichosporon oleaginosum
Lineage: Eukaryota; Fungi; Basidiomycota; Tremellomycetes; Trichosporonales; Trichosporonaceae
Biological process (GO): double-strand break repair via single-strand annealing; mitotic recombination; double-strand break repair via homologous recombination
Cellular component (GO): nucleus
Source: RefSeq, a predicted model, not a curated record
AUGCCAGGAAGUUUCACACCGUGGAGUGAAGACAAGGUGGCGACACUGCAGGCUCGGCUCCAGAAGAAGUUGGGGCCGGAGUACGUCACGCAGCGUGCCGGACCGGGCGGCGGGCCAAAACUGAGCUAUAUUGAGGGCUGGAAGGUGAUCAAUCUCGCGAACGAAGUAUUCGGCUUCAACGGCUGGUCUUCCUCCAUCACAAGAUUGCAAACUGACUUUCUCGACGUUGAUGCCAACGAGCGCGUCAAGGUUGGCAUCACGGCAAUAAUCCGCAUCACGCUCAAGGAUGGAUGUUAUCAUGAGGACUUGGGAUACGGGCACGCCGAGAACAUCCGAGGGAAGGCGAUGGCGCUUGAGAAGGCGCAGAAGGAGGCCGUGACGGACGGCAUCAAGCGUGCGCUCAAGCACUUCGGCAACGUCCUAGGCAACUGCUUGUACGACAGGGAGUACACCAAGGAGGUGCAGAAGAUGCGUGUGGGGCCAGUGAGCAGUUUCCCCGGCGGUGCUGACCAUUCAGGCCAAGUGGAACCCCGACGAGCUCGAGCGCCGGCCAGAGUUUACUCCGCAGGGUGCAACCCGUCUUCCACCUCCGACAACGGCGCAUGCGACGGCUUCGGCAGUACCGCAGCACAUCUCAGGGAAUCCGAAGCCGUCAGCCCCAGCCCCUCCCGUUCGUGGCCCUGCACCACCAACCAGGAGUGUUCGCGAGGAGACGCCGCUGCGCUCAGUGGACGAGUCGCAAGACCUUGCAUCGCUAGGCGAGGACCCCGAGUAUGCGUUCAUGGAGAGUGA